Molecule: messenger RNA, 3110 nt
Organism: Microstroma glucosiphilum
Lineage: Eukaryota; Fungi; Basidiomycota; Exobasidiomycetes; Microstromatales; Microstromataceae
Exons: 2
Coding region: 47-2962 (971 amino acids)
Biological process (GO): SCF-dependent proteasomal ubiquitin-dependent protein catabolic process
Cellular component (GO): SCF ubiquitin ligase complex
Molecular function (GO): protein binding
Source: RefSeq, a predicted model, not a curated record
CUCACCACCACCACUCCUUCGCAACCAUCUACGGAGACCCACAAGCAUGACUGUCAUGCCGCAGGCCGACACAGGCGCAGCCUCUUCGUCGCUGCUGGGGCUGCCCCACGAGCUCAUCAUCGACAUCCUCUCCAGACUCGACCCCCGCGAUGUGUCGGCGUUGGGCAGGACAUGCUCUCACCUCAACCACCUCAUAGAGACUUCCUCUGGCCUCUGGCGGAACCUCUACCUAUCCCGAUGGGACCUCUCUCAUGAUCUCGAUCCCCUUCCAAUCGCCUCGUCCAGCAAGGGAAAGGAGACACAAGGAAGUGCUUUGCCCUCUAUGCAAGAGCUGGUCAAGCAGAGGCGCAAGGCUAGGAGCGAUCUUCGCAGGGGAACAACCAGUCUACAUAGCAUGCUACUGGACCAUUCAACGACGCUGCCCACACUCAUAGCCGCACUGCGGAGUCGCAGCCGGCGUCAGACUAGCAAGACGAAUCCCAAUGGCGACUCGCCGUCCAGCCAGACCGCUGCAACCUUUGCUUCUAUGUUUCCUUCCAAUAUCGAGGGCGAUUUGAGGUGGGCCACCUUUGUCUACCCUCGCGAAGAUGUGCUUAACCUUCACGACUGGCAGCAUGCUGUCAAGCAGGAAGAGGCGAACCCAAUCGAAAACAAGCGUAGCUCGAAGGGGUAUGGGGCCAAAAGCAAUAGCUCGAAUGUCGCCGAAUCAUCGCCGUCAUCAUCGAAGAAGCCUACAGCAUCCAAGACAGACCAGCGAACUCGGCGCUCCUCACGCAUCCGCAGAGCAAAAGUCCCUUCUUCCCUGUGGGGCUUCCUCAAGAACCCAACGGAGGACAGUAAUGAUGACUUUUCGUUGACCAAAGUAUCCUUCGAUGAGCAGCUCGCAGCAGAGCUCCACUGCUUGUACGGAGUGAGGAGGAUGGACCCACCCUUGAUCUCAGAUAGGCAAGGCAGAGUCUGGAGAAGAGACCAUGACCGUCUCGCUCCAAAGAAGCGUAGGCGAGGCUCAAGAGCUGGAGAAAAGGGGCGAAAGGCUGAGGAGGACGAGGAGAUGCGCUACGAAUCGGUUGAGCCUGAGUAUGCAGGCGAAUCUGCACAGGCGCUCCCAGCUCCUUCCAGACCCUUGCGAGGUGAUGCAGGGGAAGAUGUGGACAUGCACUUCGUCAACGGUGCAAAUGCGAAUGACGAUGACAAUAAUGAUGGCAACGGCUUCCUCGACGGCUCCGGAGAGGAAGACACCGAUGAAUUUGAUCUGUGUCAGUGGGCUCGACUGGGCUCCCGAAACGGAGUUGCGGGCUACCGUGACCUUCGCAGUCGUGCCAAGGAGAAGAUCUACGAUGUGGGACGAUACUCGUACGAGAAUGCCUACGGACCUUUUUUGCCCUUCAGAGCUACCGAUGCUCCUUUGAGUCGCCGCCAUGGGGUGACACCGGAAGGUUUCCCGAUGCAUCUCGCAGAACGUCUGCCUUUGUUCGCAGCAGUCGACAUGGACGAUAGCGGCGAGGCACACCUGUCUGACGAUGACGACAGCAUUGGGUCGGGCCCAGGUCCAGAUGAUCCAGUGGUGGAGAUUGAAGAAGACGAAGUCGAGGACCUUCGCCGAGAUCGGGAGGAGGCGGGGGAUGCUUCCCCUGUAACCUCGACGGGCUGGGCCAGUCCUCGCGUCAUCGAUAUCGACGAGAUUGUGGAAGAAGGCGACGAAGAAGAGGAGGACGAGGAUGACGACGACGACAGUUCUCAGGGCUUCCCCUUCUUCGACGACAACAGUCGAGCAGACAGAUUCGCCCAGAUGGUGCAAGAAGUCGCAGCCUAUUCUGGGUCAAAAGUGCGCAACACAGUGGAGCGCAUCCGUCGACUAGAAGCAGGCGAAGACCCCGACAAGCCGAACCCCCGGCCUGUCUGGCAGUCUCAGCCUCGCAAACGAUCCUUGGUCUGGCAGAGGCAGCGGAGCAUCGACUGGGUCCUGCUCGAAGCCAUCAUGGUCGCUGUACACUGCAGUCUGACCAGCGCAAUUACGACGAUGUUCUGGGGCCGGGGCUUCAAGCUGCCCCGUGGUGCUAGAGGCGAUGCUGCCAAUGGAUACAGUGGUCGAGAUGCGUGCGUCCACCUCCGCUCACGACGUCUUAUCGAACCGCCGUGUGGUUGGCAUCUCUCUCGAGGAGAGGUGGAGCAGGCUAGAAACGCAGAGACAAAGAACAAAGCUACUCAGCCCACCGACGACGACGACAGUGGCAUCGUCCUCGAGGCCCAGCCUCGGCCUCAAUCUAGUGGCCUAGAGAAGCCCUAUGACUGGGCGCGAGCCGAGACUUCGACAUGGGUUGGCACCUACUUUUUCAGCGACUACCCGAUGUUCCUACGCUACAAUGCCUCUCUAGCUCAAGACCCCACCGCUCUGCAGAAUGGCGUCAGCCUUAUGCGUCACGAGGAAGCCGUAGGAGACUGUCUGCAGCUCCGUCUUGAGCUCAACCCGAUGGAGCGUCAGACCGCUCAAUUCGAAGAAGGUGAAGAGGAAGCCCUCUCCAACGGUCCCGAGGAUCCGGAAUUCCCCACGCUCCGCUUCACCGGCCAUACCCUCACGCACCACGAGGAGGAGCCACCGCAAUUGCGCGGUCGAGCACAUGGGUACGUCCGCCCCGUGUACGCCACCGAUGGAAAACUCACCCGCUUCCACGCUUCUUCGGGUCAGUGGCUCCCUGAGAUUGCCGGCGUGCACUGGAAGAUCACGCACGCCUACGAUGGGCAGGAUCGCUGGUCCCUUUCAGGUGCUCAGGCUGGUCCACCGGGAACCAGAGCACCCAUCUAUGGAAUCUGGAGCGAUGUUGAAGACGAAGAAGCCAGUCCCGUAGGACCUUUUUGCUAUAUGAAUGUGGAUAGUAGACCUUGGAGAGAGGUGGAGAGGUUGCUUAGGGAGGAAGAAGAGGGUGAAGAGAGGAGGAACAGGGUGAGGGAACGGAGAGGGUGAAAAGAUUCUCUGUGGUGGCGGGUCGAUGUCUCUGAGUGUAUCUGAAGGCGAGUCGAUGUCUCUUAUUGUACCUUUUGCGGCCUUGGCAUUAUACUAUACAUUCCUAGUGACGUUCCACAGUGAUGACGUUUGUUCUCUCAUCUAGUCG